AUGCCAUUUAGCCUUCAUACAAGGCUAUUUAAGAGGAAGGACAAGGGUAUAGAUCGAGAUGAGAGAGACACUGAACGCGACGUUCUGUCCCAGCCAGAUGCUCCAAUUGACACGAGCCAAUUUGGGAUGUUCAUUCUCGAGGAUAAGCCAUCCGACUUAGCUAAAGCCGUGGAUGUAGUUGCCGUCCAUGGUCUGAAUGGUCAUUAUCUCAAUACCUGGACCGCAACGAAUGCGGCGGGUCAGAAAGUGGUCUGGCUGAAAGACCUCUUGCCCAAACAGCUUCCAGACGCUCGAAUCAUGUCUUAUGGCUACAAUUCCGCGCUUCAGUUCAGCAAAAGUGUAGCUGGGAUCGGGACGUUUGCUGAGCAACUUCUUGAGGACUUGCGCUCCUGGAGGGGAACCCAGGCCGAGCGCGAUCGACCCAUUAUUUUCAUCUGCCAUAGCCUAGGAGGCCUCGUGGUCAAACAAGCUCUAGUCCGAGCUCACGAGCGAGAUCGUUUCUCGAGCCUCCUUGCGCAUGUUUGUGGUAUUGCCUUCUUUGGCACGCCACACCGAGGGUCGGAUCUCGCCAGCUGGGCUGCCAUGAUGGGCAAUUUAUUGAAGGCAGCAAGCUUUGGAACAAGUACCAAUACGAAAUUUGCGAAAGAAUUGACAAGUAGAUCAGAGGUCUUGGAAAAUAUCUCAAAGUCAUUUGUGGAACGAGGAAAAGGGCUCAAAAUCUUGAGUUUCUACGAGACAGAUAGACUGGAGAAUCUCAACUGCCUUGUCGUUGAGAAGCAGUCUGCAACGCUGGACCUGCCGAACGAGGCGCCUAUUGCUUUGAGUGGCAAUCAUCGAUCCAUCUGCAGGUUCGCCUCGGAAAACGAGCAGAGAUAUCGUACUGUAUGGUCUAAUCUGCAGGAAAUGAUCACGACGGUCAUCAUUAAUGAGACUUUAACAGAAGCAGAGACUGCAUGCCUUUCGGCUUUAUAUAUCAGUGAUUACGAAGGACAUCGUGAUCGCAUUGAACGUCCGCUCCCGGGGACAUGUGCAUGGAUCCUCAACCAUCCCAAGUACAAAGAAUGGCUCCAGAUAAAAGAGUCGAGCAUGCUAUGGGUCUCUGCCGAUCCGGGAUGUGGAAAGUCUGUCUUGACCUCGUUCUUGGUUGAUGCUCAGGCUUCUGACAACACUCGCGCCACCAUCUGCUACUUCUUUUUCAAGGACGACAACGACCAGCAACGAAGGUCAAAUUACGCGAUUGCAGCCAUCCUUCAUCAGAUAUAUACGUCGCAGCCUGGCUUGAUCAAACAUGCGUUGAAGUGGCAUCAGGCCAAAAAACUUUCUGCCUCCGUCAGCUUUGCAAACUUGUGGGCGAUUUUCCUUGACACAGUGGAAGACGAGCACGCACGGGACAUCGUAUGCCUUAUUGAUGCUCUUGACGAGUGCCAAGCAGCAUCUUGUGAAGAAUUCAUGGCCGCCCUGGUCACUUAUAUUUCAUCAUCGGCAAGCCAGCGUCGAUCUCGGUCGUCUAGCCUCAAGGUGCUGGUCACAAGCCGACCAGAGAACUCCAUCAAGCGAGGUUUCCAAAAGCUUCCAAGGAUUCGGCUGAGAGGCGAGGACGAAACAGACUCUAUAAGCAGAGAUGUUGCAAUGUUGGUCCAAGCCAACAUCGACCAACUUCAAGACGCGGGAUUGCCCCAAGGAUUACUGGCGAAUCUUCAGAAGCAACUCAUCGAGGGGGCCGAUCGCACUUUCCUCUGGGUCACAUUGAUCAUUCAACUUCUCAAGGACGCUUCAGAGUCAGGCGCAUCUCAGAACCAGCUUGAUGCUAUCAUUCGGAGUCGCGACAUCGAUGAGGUUUACAAUCGUCUCCUGUCCCGCAGUGCUGCACCCCUGAAAGCCAAAUCGAUGCUGCAGAUUGUUCUGGCAGCCACUAGUCCUUUGAGUUUAGAUGAGUUGUCUGUCGCAACAGCUAUUGGCUGGAAGCACAAGACAUUGAAGGACUUGGAAGGCGAUCUCAUCUAUCCUUUCGACAACUAUAUUCGUACUCUUUGUGGCAACUUCCUCCGCAUUGUCCAGGGGAAGGUAUACCUGGUUCACCAAACUGCGAGGCAAUUCUUGCUCAAGCCUCAUCGAUCCGAAGCACCUGAAGCUGUGGUAGACGCUGGACUCCGAGAUCUGGAAUCUGAGACAAAAUACGGCAGGGCCGCUUUGGAGGAGCUGCUCGAUGAAGUGGUUCCAGGCUUCCAAAUUGACGAUGGAGAAAAAUACAAAAAUGUCGGUGUCCAGAAGCUCGAGGUCGCUCGUUUCUCCGAAGAUUUCAAGAGCAAAGUCCUCGAUAAGGUUGGGAGGAUUCUCGCCGAGGUCAAUGUGCUGGACGAAUCCUCAUUCGUACAAAACAACAUCACAAAGAUACUUACCGGCGUCAAAAAGAAGGAAGACGAGAAACUGUGUCUACAAAAACUUCAAACGCUACUCAAUGAAGCAAGGGAAAAGACUGCCAGGAGGAAAUAUCGCGAGGUCACAACGGCAUUCGAGAAACCGAAGAAGCCGGACAAACAAGCGAGGUAUACCAAACCAUUAAGGUCUACCAAACAAGGAUUUUUCAAUCAAUCAAUGUCUCUGUCCGAAGCACAUUACUACCUGCUAAAGGCCUGCAUCCACUUUCUCUGCCUCGUGCCAACCGACUCCCAGAGAUCAUUUCUCGGCUCGACAAUAAAAUGGACAAGUACAUCAAUGGAACUCUUCUCCACCUACGCAGCAAGUGCCUGGCCAAUACAUUACAGCGAAAGCAGGAGCGAGCAAAGCACUCCGACAAUCGAACUGUGCAAAGCGCUCUGCUCACCCUCCUCCCCCGCUUUCUCCUUCUGGACAACCCACAACGAACUCUACAGCCUGAAAUUCCCGCCGGGCCGCAUGGACAUCAAGGGCGAGAGCACCGACCACGGCAGCGAGGUGUCGAAGACCUUCCUGGGACUCAUCGUCCCCAGGCAAGCGAUCUUCGACGAGAAGCACGUAGGAAACUAUGAUCUCGUACUAGAGGCCCCAGACAGUGAUGUGGAGGAAGAUGAUGAUGAUGAUGAUGACGAAGAUGGUGCUGGUGCACAAAUGAGCUGGAAGAAGAAGAAGAAGAAGCGGACAGAAGCCGAACAGUGCAGUUUCGAGGGCCAGGAGCACCUGGGCUAUUCGUAUCGCUUUCGGGAGUAUAGGAAGGCGGAGAUGAGAUCGUCUGAUUCGAUUGUGACUUCUGGGGGAUACAUCCCGAACAGCUUUUUGGAGCAGUCGAUGCAUGAAGCACUUGGCAAAACUCUAGAAUCUCACAAGUGA
Molecule: messenger RNA, 3306 nt
Organism: Cadophora gregata
Lineage: Eukaryota; Fungi; Ascomycota; Leotiomycetes; Helotiales; Ploettnerulaceae
Exons: 5
Coding region: 1-3306 (1101 amino acids)
Source: RefSeq, a predicted model, not a curated record